AUGCAUGAAUCAGGUGACCAAGUUACUCAACAAGCUGAUGGAGGUUCACAGUUGCAUGAGCAGUGCCAGAAUUCUCCAAUUCAACAAUCUCAACUUGGAACAAGGCAUGAACCAACUGAAGAAAAUCCAAAUCAGGAUUCUCGAGGUCCACAUUCCAAUGACACCACCUUCAUGUCAUGCAACUCUGAUAAUGCAGGUACUACAAACGAUUCAAGUGAAGUACAUCAGAAAACCCGAGGCCCUACAUUUAUGAAAGAAAUUUGGGGUCGGCCUAAGGACCUUCCACGGAUUGAGAUUAAACUCGAUGACAAUAGGAUCCCUAUAAGUGAGAAAACUUCUUUCUUUGAAUUCUUGGGCAGUUUGGAUAGGAAUGGUAUGUAUUGUCCAAUAGAUGUUGAAAGUUGGCUUAAGGUGCCAAGGAAACUUAAAAUGGACAUGUUAGAAGUGAUAAAGGAAAGGUUUGCUUUGCCUAUGGGACUGGAAGCUUGGACCUUAAGAUCUAUUGGCAAAAAAUGGAGAAGCUGGAAGGCAGAUUUAAAGGCUACAUAUUUUGAUCCUGCCGUGCCAAUUGCUGAAGCUCGGUUUCAAAAGGACAUAAGGGUACGGGAAGAGCAAUGGAUCAAACUUUGGGCUUAUUGGAAAAGUGAAGAAGCAAAGCAACUAAGUGAGAGGAACAAGAAAGCUAGAGGGGAGAAGAAGAUGAACCACACAACCGGAAAAAAGUCAUUUGCUCAUCUUCGGAACCACUUGGCCAAACAGUUGGGAAGACCUCCUACUAGAGUAGAAAUGUUUAAUAAGUUUUAUACCCAUGUCGAUGGAACUCCAUCAAGUAGUAUAGUUGCUGAGAAUUUGGAAAAAAUGAAUGAACUGAAAAAUCAGCUUCCAUCGGAUUUGCACGAUCCAGUUGGUCGCAAUGACAUAUUUGCCCAGGUGGUUGGGCAAGACAAACAUGGUCAUGUUCGCUUGUUUAGUGACGGUGUGAAUCCAACGGACUUAUGGGAAGACAUUCCUAGUCGUAACACAUGUUACCGUAUCAAUAUUCAACAACAGUCAACAUUGGUAGGGAAUAUGGUUUCACUAAAAAGUUUGUUUGACCCAACAAAAAUCGUGGCAAAGGGAUAUUUACGGAGUCUGAAUCCAUUGGAUGAGGUCGGGGGACAAGCUCUUGGGCCAAACCGGUGUAAAAUACAGAUACAAGUUGCAAUGAGUCCACGUGAGCAAUUGAUUAGACCGUGGAACCAGCUGAAGAAUGAUAGGGACUUCGUGGUUAUGACUGAGGGCUCUCAACACAAUGGAAAGUUUGGAAGUUACUUCUACUUCUUUCAACUUCUUAGGGAUGAGAGUCUUUUAGUUUGUGCACAAGAAAGUCUUUCAAGUUCUCGUACAUGA
This is a messenger RNA of Coffea eugenioides, 1389 nucleotides long. RefSeq lists its product as uncharacterized. Lineage: Eukaryota; Viridiplantae; Streptophyta; Magnoliopsida; Gentianales; Rubiaceae. The transcript has 8 exons. The coding region runs from base 1 to 1389 and encodes 462 amino acids. The record is from RefSeq and is a predicted model, not a curated record.